Sardina pilchardus (European sardine) is the source of this 3192-nucleotide messenger RNA. RefSeq lists its product as uncharacterized. Bases 70 to 882 code for a protein of 270 amino acids. The transcript has 8 exons. The record is from RefSeq and is a predicted model, not a curated record. NCBI's taxonomy places the organism in Eukaryota, Metazoa, Chordata, Actinopteri, Clupeiformes, Clupeidae.
CGAACUCGGAACAUCAACAACCAUGUCGACGAACAUUUUUUUACUGUUGGACAGUUUUUCCAACACCAGAUGCAGGAGAAAACCAGGUCCUUCUUGAUAUUUGCUGGAGGAAUCGUUGCCGUAUACACUCAAGAUUUCAAAGAUAUAUCGGCUAGACUGGGAGGUGAAGCAACAUUGUCCAUACCUGGCGCUAAUUCUAGUCAGUGCAUGACGGCUGGUGAACUUAUAGUGGAGUGCAACAAUGGGAAGAUGGAGGAGGGAGCUGCAUUCUUUGGCCGCAUCAGUGGUUCGUGUAAUAGUAUCAAAUUAUUGGGUGUACGAAGCGAAGAUGGUCAGCACCCCAUUAUUUGUCAGGAUUUGGACUCUCAGAAUCCAUCUGUACAUUCCUACAAGAUAAUCAUCUCCACAGCCAAUCCCAUCACUCUCCAAAAUGUGCCUGGACCCACCGUGGCAUCGGAAACCCCUUCUGUUAACUUGACAACCAAACCCAUCCAAGGUGACAAAGAGACAGUCUCUACAGCCAAUCCCAUCACUCCCCAAAAUGUGCCUGUGACUGGACCUACUGUGUCAUCGGAGACCCCUUCUGCUAACUUGACAACCAAUCCCACCUCUAAUGACAACACGACAGGAAUCAUCAUAGGAUCAGUAGUAGCAGGAGUAGUAGGAGUAGUAGGAGUAGCAGCGCUGAUAUUCUUCAUGAAGAAGCGGGACAGCGCCAGGAGACAGCGCCAGGAUCCCCAAGAACUUGAGGACCUUAAUGGACAUACGAGAGUGAAUGUAGGCUCGGCUGAUGAAACUGAGGACCAUCUGGCAACAUCUGCACUAUAUAACGGUAAUAAUGUAACUGGACCAAAUCUACACCACACCAACAGCAGUAAUUGAACUUGACUGAAUCAGUGGGCGAGGAUCUAAUGUGGACUAUCUAUGCAAGAUUUUUAGCUCAAUUUACCUUAACUUAACAGCGACUGAGCUGAAUGGUGGCUGUUUCGUUUCCCUCUAGUGUUAAUGAGCUGAAAAAAACAGCCUUACAACUUCGGAGAGAGAAAGUCUAACGAUGUAACAGAUUGCUUUACUGCACUACACACUUACAUGCCAGGCACUGGCUAGAACAAGGUAGCGAUCAUCGUCAUGCGAGCGAAUAGAAACAGAAAGCGAAUAAACCUUUGUCGGAGGAACUGGGAAAGAAGAAACGGCAGACUGACUGAUUGAGGGAUGUUGUAAAAUAUUUGCUUUGAAGCUGUAGGGGGAGCUCUGUAGAGAAACCAGCAAGAAAACAAAAGAAAUUGCCAAAACUGCAUAGGUUAUCCUAGUGAAUAAUACAUCAGGUUGCCAAUUGCUGCCAUUGAAAUGUGUGUCAAACUGUAUGCCAGCAUUUUCAGAUAUGUCAAUCGCCUUAUAUACACCUAUAUCGCCUUAUUUUUAUUACGGUACUUGUGUUUUAUUUGAUUGAUAUGGUGCCUGGUUAAACAUUCGUCUGUAUUCCAAGAUUUUUUUUUUUUUUUUAAUUAUUAGUUUUACACACAAACUCAAAAAGCAUAUGGAAAUGUCAUGACUUUACAUAGCUUUACAUCAAAUACUUUGUACAUUUAGACAAAGCCAUCAACUUUGUACAUUGUAACAUACAAUAUUGCUCAUGGAGGUUGUGUUUUUUUUUUUUUUUCCUUUCAUACUAUUACUGUUGUCACACAUACAUACCGUACACCCUUCACGCGCACACACCCUAUUCACAGACACAUACUUCCCCUCACACACGCACCCACACUAUCCACAUAUGAUUUCACACAUACUUCCACAUGUUUCGCCACCUGCUUCCACACCUAUUCCCACACAUGCUUCCACACGUGUUACCACUAAUGCUUCUACACAUGAUUCCAUACCUGCUUCCACACAUAUUUCUGCACAUGCUUCCAUACAUGUUUCCACCCCUGCUUCAGCAUAUGCUUCCACAUGGGCUUUGUUACGACCUCCUGUGCCCCAAUCAGGUUCUGUGCAGUCAGUGCACGGGCAGUAUAGACCUGGUGGUGUUAAUUACUUAUUGCACACACCUGAUGUAGGUGUGGCUGCAUAUUUAAGGGGUUUCUACACACUUCCUGUGUGGGGCACUAUCUUUCGUUAUGGGCACUGGGUGCCAUUGAGGCAUAUUCUCUCACACUACUUCUUUUGUCUUUAGCCCAUCUCCCUUACUUUCUUACUUAUAUCAGAUACCAAACUUUGAAAUGCACUGCCCAUGGAGGUUGGGUCUGCCUUUUUCGUUUCUUUUUUCUUCUCUUCAUUAUUUAUUCUCUUAUGUACUGUAAAGCACUUUGUGAUUUUAUCUGUGAAAAGCAUUAUCAGUGUUGGGAAGGUUACUUUAGAAAUGUAAUGUUAGUUACAAGUUACCCUGUUUAAAAUGUAACUUGUAACUAUUUGAAUUACUUUAUCUGAGUAACAUAACUGAUUACUUUUUGAUUACUUUUCUGAUUUUUUAAUUAUAUAUAUCCAUGGACCACAAAUCCAUGCAAAGAUUUUGGCCUUGGUCUCCAGGCUGCUGAGCAGUUUGGUACAAGCGCACAAGGUAGCAUGGGCAUUCCCAGGCUAUAUUGAGCCCCUUUUAAUAAUUUUUUUUAUGAGGAUAAUAUAUUGAUAACCAGCACAAGGUCAGACUUCAAGCCAAAUUUUACUGUAAAAUCAAUCUGAGUGACAUACAGAUUGGUCACAGCCUUCCCCCCCCCCCCCCUUUAUCAUAACACGUUUACAGGCAGGCAUGUACACUGAUGGCGCUGUAGACGUGAUAGAGCCUAUCAGAAGGUCCCGUAUCAAACUAUGGCUGUGGAGGGAAAUAAUUCUUUUUACAUACAAUAUUCUUUGCAAGGUUUUGCUGACAACAUAGAGAUGUAAUUCAAAUUAUAAUUUUGAAAUUUUUUAAAAGUACCUGUAAUUGAAUUACACAUUUUUCUCCAGUAACUGUAAUAUAUUACUAUUACAUUUAUUUUCUAAUUAAAUUACGUAACGCAUUACAUGUAAUGCGUUACUCCCCAACACUGAGCAUUAUACAGAUAAAGUACUUACAACAAAUGGCAUUAAUGAGGUCACGCGAAGGGAAGGGAAGAGAACUGAAUUGAACACUGACCGAUCCAUUUUUGCCCAAGAAAGUAAGCAAUGUGUUUGCUCUCAUGAAGUUUUUUUAUGUUUGUACAAAAUAAACAUUUGAUG